Molecule: messenger RNA, 3166 nt
Organism: Danio aesculapii
Lineage: Eukaryota; Metazoa; Chordata; Actinopteri; Cypriniformes; Danionidae
Product: myeloid-associated differentiation marker homolog
Exons: 2
Coding region: 441-1304 (287 amino acids)
Cellular component (GO): membrane
Source: RefSeq, a predicted model, not a curated record
GGUAUCCGUUCCUGUGUUGAAAGCAGAAGGUAUCUUGAGGUGGGACUGAAGACCAGAGUUCAGGACUUGAAUCUUUUUAUCGGCUCAUAGGACAACAGCAAACCAACGACCAAUGAGGAACCGGAGAAGAGCAAUAAAAGCGAUAAGCUGGAAAUGGUUCAAUUGAUCGACGCAACAUGAUCAAGCGGGUUUGCUGCCACAUCAGAAUGAACUAACAUUUCACCGCAAAGAGGAACUUUUAGAUAUCGAUUUUUCAAAAACCCAAAGAACAACGUGAAAGGAGUUUCGAAACAAAACGCAUGGAAUUGUUGACAAUGGAACCCCACAAAGAACAUCAGAAGAGCGUGACAUCAUUUAAAGAACUUAAAAGCAUUGGGCAAACCGAUCUCUGAGAAGAAAAAACACUAAAGAAAGACUUUAGGAUUCAUAAACAGUUUAUCAUGCUGCAGGUGGAUUUCAGGACACUAAUCGUGCCAGUUGGCAUUGUGCGAAUGCUGGAGGUGCUCCUAACAUGCAUCUGCUUUGCACUGGCGGCAUCUGCGGGCAUCCCAGACCACGGCUCGUCCCACUGGGCCUGGUGCAUGUUCUGCUGGUGCUUCUGCUGCUUCACCACACUCCUCGUCCUCAUCCUGGAGUUCAUAAACCUCCACACCAAAGUGCCCAUUUCCUGGGAAGACUUCACCAUGGCUUUCGCAAUGCUGUCCACGCUCAUGAUGGUGACCAUUUCCAUAGUCUACCCCACGUUUUUUGCGUGCGCCUCGUGCGCCAAGGAAAUCGGAGCAUCAGCGGUCUCCUGGCUGUGUUUCGGACUCUACGCUGCUGAAGUUUGGUUCCUCUACAAGAAACCUGGUGAAAUCAGCGGCUUUCUGACCACCAUUCCUGGUCUCCUGAAGAUCCUGGAGACCUUCAUUGCGUGUCUCAUAUUCACAUCACUGAGUCCUGAUGGAUAUAGGGGUUUUCCUGGGACGCAGUGGUGCGUUGCAGUGUACUCUAUAUGCUUCAUUUUCUCAUUGAUCAUCAUUCUCCUCACCAUCGCCAGGCUGUUGUCGGUCUUCCCAUUUUCUUUCGACUUUGUGGUGAUCAGUUUCAACAUGUUGGCUGUGGUCAUGUACGCAACCGCUGUAGUUAUCUGGCCGCUGUAUGCGUUUAAAGAUAAGCCUCGUCCUAAUGACUGUAACCACUGUGCGUGGGACGAUCUGGUGGUGGUGACCUUCAUGACUGUCUUCAAUCUCUUGGUUUACAUUGCCGAUAUGGCGUACUCGAUUAAAUUAGUGUUUUUUACGCAUCAUCAUAGUGAGGGGUGAUGCUUUGUGCCGUUUCACUAUGUGGAAGAAGACUGUUGGAUGUACUGUACAUACAGUUGAAGUCAAAAUGAUUAGCCCUCCUGUGGAUUUCUCUUUCUUUUUUAAAUAUUUCCCAAAUGAUGUUUAACAGAGCAAGGAAAUUUUCACAGUAUGUCUGAUAAUAUUUUUUCUUCUGGAGAAAGUCUUAUUUGUUUUAUUUCGGCUAGAGUUAAAGGAGUUUUUAAGUUUUUUACAACCAUUUGAAGGUCAAUAAUAUUAGCACCCGUAAGCUAUAUUUUUUUUAUAGUCUACAGAACAAACCAUCGUUAUACAAUGAUUUGCCUAGCUACCCAAAUUAGCCUAGUUAAGCCUUUAAAUGUCACUUUAAGCUGAAUACUAGUGUCUUGAAAUAUAUCUAGUAAAAUAUUACAUACGGUCAUCAUGGCAAAGAUAAAAUAAAUCAGUUAAUAAAAAUUAGGUUUAGAAACGUGUUGAAAGAAUCUUCUCUCUGCUAAAAAGAAAUUGGGGAAAAAUAUACAGAGGGGCUAAUAAUUCUGACUUCAACUGUAUAAAGGAGUGGUCAUAAUAGUAAGACGGCUACUGAUUAAACGCCUCAGCUUUCAGGUGUGUCUAUAACGAGUGUGUUUAUGCUGUUUAUUUUAUCACACAGUCAUAAAUACACAGGGUUACAGAUGGAAAAAGGCAAGCUUUGUUUCUGAGUGUGUAUAUACAUGUAAAAAGUGGAGAAUGAAGAAAAUGACUUGUUAAAAGAAAGAUGUUAACAAUUAUGUUUUUCUAAAACUAACUUUGUUUGAGUAUAAAUUAUUCAACUUAAUUGACCCUUCGCUAAGCCCCGCCCUCCUUAGUUACUGUUGCUACGCCUGUCAAGCUUUCGUGCCUGGCACAUCUUUUACAAUGUGUAUGAGCCGGUGUCAGACAUUUCCAGGGAUAUAAUGUCAUUUUUGGUGAACAGGUGAGAUAUCAGGGAAAGCCAGGCAAAAAAGGACUGCAGUAUGCAUUACAGGGGUAUAUUCAUCACAUAAUUGGCAACCGAUUAGAGAAUAAUUCAAUCAAAAAUGAAGCUAGCUUAGUCUAGCCGCCUCAUACGCUGAACAUUCGACAGCUUAGUUCAUGCACAGCAGGAGAGAUGAAAUUUAAAAAUAAUCUAAUAGUAACAAAUUAAACCAUGAUUUCUCUAUUUUAGCCAAAAAGCCUGAUAGACUAAUGUUGUGCAAUGAAAUAUAGCGUUACUAACCGGCGAGGAAACACGCAUGGACAGUGCUUCUACAUCAUUCAUUCGUAGAAAGAACAGCCAGAAAGGGGAAAUUGAUGGAUUUGUGCCGAAUAGUAGCAUCAUUGACCCAUAACAAUGUACAGUAAGUUACCUAUUACUGUCAGUAUGUGUGUGUGCUCUUUAUAAAAGACUGAAAAACAGCUGCUGGUAAAGUAUUUUGAUCGCAAGUGCUCAGUUUGUGAUCACAUCUCUGUUUUGUUCUGUUGAUUUGUAAUUUCAAAUAUUCGUAGCUUGAAAUAGAUGGAAAUAUGAAGUUCAGUAAAGUCAUGAUCUAUUCGCUGUUAGUAUGACUGACGUUACUAUGGCGAAGGCAAAAAAAUUGCACAAUCCAUAUGCACAACGCUUUGGCCUGUUUCCCUCGCUCGAAAGCUUGACAGCUUGACGGUUGCUAAGCCACAAUUGGUGGGUGGCGGUUUUUGGGUGUGGCUCAGCAAAGGGUCAAUUGAUUCUUGUUUAUCUUUUGGAAUCAAGGGGUGUCAAAAAUGAAAAUUAAAUAAUGGUGUGUCAAAAUAAUGAAGAAAUGGUUGAUGUUUGCUCAUUUAAUAUGAAAAGAGUAAAUGAAAAAUGAAGAUGUUUUAAGAAUGAAGAA